UCCUCACCUCACUCCUCCUCUGGUAGUGGGCGAGCCGACCCCUGUUACUCAGCCCCGGAAGUGAUCGCGGUGUGCCGGUGUUAGAGUCGGCGACAGCGAGCAGCGGCGGCAGCGCGGGUUUGGGGAGCGGGGAGCGGGGCCGCGCCGACUCGGCAGCCCCGGGGGCAGAGGACGCUCCGGUCCGGUCCGGCUCAUUGAGGCGGCCGCAGGUGCACACCGCGCUCUGAUCGCCCGAGGGUCCGGCAUCAAACCAUUCCCGACCUGGGAGGGGGAAGGGUGUCGAGCCUCGGUACCUCGGCCAUCGCCUCAGCGCCGACCCUUCCCUGUCCCUCCCGUUCCGCCGGCAGAGCCGCUUCACGUCCUCGGUGGCCGGGCCCAUGUUUCCCUCCCUCCCCUCCGGGAGUCUCUCUCUCCGGCGCUGUGAGAGAUUGGCUCAUACUGGCAGACUUGCAUCAGAUAUCCCGAACAUUCAAUCGACUGAAUUUGAAAGAAGAUCUGAAUGGCCAAGGUGAUCAAGAUAUAGGUAGCUCCUUUCAGUGCACCUGUUCUGUCUUUUGGUGUGCUCACAAGAUGCCUGUUAAGAAGAAGAGAAAAUCUUCAGGAUCAGAAGAUGCCAGCAUGAAAAAAUGUAGAAUAAGCAGUUUCUGUAGAGUACAGACGCCAUCUAGAUUAAUAAGUGAUGACAGUUUUUCAAGCAAAAAGUGCCUAGCUUGGUUUUAUGAAUAUGCAGGAACAGACGAAGUUGUUGGUCCUGAGGGGAUGGAAAAAUUUUGUGAAGAUAUUGGUGUGGAGCCCGAAAAUAUUAUCAUGUUAGUAUUAGCAUGGAAGCUGGAGGCUCAAAACAUGGGGUUUUUCACUAAAGAAGAGUGGCUAAAAGGAAUGACGUCAUUACAAUGUGACUGCACAGAGAGGCUACAGAGCAAGUUUGAUUAUUUGCGCUCGCAACUCAAUGACCUAUCAGCUUUCAAACAAAUUUACAGAUAUGCCUUUGAUUUUGCUAGAGAUAAAGACCAGCGUAGCCUUGAUAUUGAUACUGCAAAGUCUAUGUUAGCUCUGCUCUUAGGAAGAACGUGGGCUCUGUUCUCUGCCUUCUACCAAUUUUUGGAGCAAUCAAAAUACAGAGUUAUGAAUAAAGAUCAAUGGUUCAACGUGUUGGAAUUCAGCAGAACUGUACUCGCAGACCUUAGCAACUAUGAUGAAGAUGGUGCAUGGCCUGUUCUGCUUGAUGAAUUUGUUGAGUGGCAGAAAGCAAGGCAAUCAUCGUAACAAGAUGGAGGGAAAGAGAACUAAGGGAGAGCAAUAAUGCUUUGCUAUCCAACCAAACUACAUCUUUAAUUAUGAAAUGGAAAGUAUUUGUCAAAAGCCAUCUUUUAUGCUAGCUACAGACUUUUCAGUGUUACAAGAGGGGAGAAGGUUUUCAAGUUGCAUCUAUACUAAGCAUUUUAUUAUGUAUUCAUCAACUAUGGCACCCGAUGUUAAGAUUUUGUCCAGUCUUAAGUCUUAAUGCUUUUGACAAUAUCUGUUUAUAACUUCAUACGUACUUUGAUGAAGCACAUUAAAAAUUAUAGGUUUUCAUUAGAAACAGAAACUAUUUUCAUGUGACUGAAAGAUGAAAGGCCUUGAAGUGUAUGGAUGCAUUUUUCAGUUGUUGGAAAGUAUGCUAUUGUACCAGACGUUUGCCAUUCUGGUACUGUACCAAAAACUUACUGAACCUCAUCAUAUGUUAUUGUAACUAUAUAGCACCUUUUCUGUGAUAUAGUAUAUCAAUGGGUACUGGUGCUGUUCUAGGACUGUGAGCUCAGGGUUAAUGGUAAUGACAGUAGCACCACUGCUAAUCCAUGUAACAGAGGAUUACAUGUGAUGCAAAUGUAUAUUUAAACUUGUUCAUUUACAUUGUUAAGGUAUCCACAGAUCUGCCCAAUUUCAAAAGCUUUAUUUUAUACCCUUUAAGAACAAAAUGGAAUAUGGUCAUAUAAUUAUAAAUUAGAGUGGGGAGAAAGUAUAAUCAGAACCGCAUGAAAUGGAAUUCUUCAGCGAGUAAGCAUGUGGUUUUGACUAGUUUUUAGCACUAGGAGGUAACUUGCCACAAUUGGCCCACUGUACUAAGUACAUUUUUAGAUAAUACAAUAUCAAAUAUUUCAUUCUCCAGGGUUGAAGCCUGUAAAUUAGCUUGAAUUCUGAAUACUGAACUCAAAUACUGAAUACUAAUAUGAUCAGUGAAAGCUUUUGUACAAAGGUGAUACUGUGGGACCUUCAAUUUAAAAGAAAAUUCAUGCUCAUUAGCAUCUAAAGUUGAAAUAUUGACAGUGAAGCCCUUGUGUAUAUAGAAUGUAUGAUCUAAAUACUUCAAAUUGAAAAACUGAACUACAAGUGCAGUGUGGUUUUGUUUUUUUGUUGUUUUUUUUUUUUUUUUACCCUUCGGUACUUCAGAUUCAAGCAGAUCCUUACCAACUCCUAAACUUAUUUUUUGCUGAAGGUAUUGUGGCGACUUAAUGUGUAAGAAGGAACUGCAGAUGCUGGUUUAAACCAGAGAUGGACACAAAAAGCUGAAGUAACUCAGCGGGCCAGGCAGCAUCUCUGGAGAGAAGGAAGGGGUGACAUUUUGGGUCGAGACCCUUCUUCAGACCAGUCUGAAGUUACUCCAGCUUUUUGUGUCUAUCUUGCGGCGACUUAAUUGCUAGAACAGUAUGGCAAGUUCAGAAACAAUAAAAGCUACUGAUUUACUGUUCGCUCAAAGGCCCACAAAGUUAAAUGUCGAGUGGUGUUUUGGGAUGCACUUUACAUGGUUCUGUACAUCCUAGUGACAGUUAAUAUUCAAAAGUAAUGUGUAUCUGAUUUUUUUUUUUUUUUCACAAGUUCACAUUUUACAAUUGUCUUACAAGGUCUUACAGAUUUGUAAUUGAGUUCUUUGGCCUGAAAGUGCAAAGGGCCAAAACACAGGAUUGCUCAACUUUAAGAACCAAUUGGUAAAAUCCUGUAUGACCUCCAUCCACCUGUUUACACAAGAUAAGCCAUUAUGAACCCUCUGCUGGAGUGAGCAUUCAAUUUUUGAUCUAUACCAAUGCCAUCAUACUCUGUCCCUCUCAGUAAAAGUUAUUAAUGUGAAUGAGGCUAGUUGCUGCAGAAUCAGUUACUUGAAAAGUUUUCUUUUUAAACUGCUAAAUGAUUUAUUGUGACAGUUUGUCUGAAAUGAUAUAUGUUCCUUCUCUGCGGCUAGUUCUUCCCACUUGUAAAGUAACCAACAACAAUUGAAUGAAGUUUAGCUUUUGUAGCACUGUGGAUCUUUAAACAAAUAUAAUUGUUUUUGUGAAAAAAAUCCUUUGGUACAGUAGGAUAAUUAUUAAGAGUAUAAAAAAAACUUAUCAAAUCUUCAGUAAAUAUUAUGUGGUUGUUUUCUUAAAGGUACAAGGGACGGUUUAAAAUAUAUUAUUUUUAAUUUUUGAUUUUUUGAUAUGUUUGAUAUAUUUCUACCCUCUGACGAUGUUAUUUUUUAAUGUCACCAAGAAACUAGUGCAUCAAUGUCUGCUCUAGAGGUCUCUUCCCAUUGUAACUGCCAAGUUUGGCAAAUGGCAGUCUUUCCCAUGCAGUUGCAGUUUUGAACUUUUCAGACUUCAGUGUUAACAAUGUGAUGCCGAAAAGUCAGAACAUUCUUGAGAUUCCUUGUGGAGCCUGCUAUUUAUGACACUCAAAAGCUUUCUGGUGAGGAGACAUGAGCUAACAGAUCUUGGUCUAGAUGAUGCACAAUAAAGCAAAAGCAUUU
Messenger RNA from Amblyraja radiata (thorny skate), 3760 nucleotides. RefSeq names its product DCN1, defective in cullin neddylation 1, domain containing 5 (S. cerevisiae) (gene dcun1d5). The transcript is spliced from 11 exons. The record is from RefSeq and is a predicted model, not a curated record. Gene Ontology annotation, biological process: protein neddylation. Bases 571 to 1266 code for a protein of 231 amino acids. Gene Ontology annotation, cellular component: ubiquitin ligase complex. Lineage: Eukaryota; Metazoa; Chordata; Chondrichthyes; Rajiformes; Rajidae. Gene Ontology annotation, molecular function: ubiquitin-like protein binding; cullin family protein binding; ubiquitin conjugating enzyme binding.